Molecule: messenger RNA, 3874 nt
Organism: Monopterus albus (swamp eel)
Lineage: Eukaryota; Metazoa; Chordata; Actinopteri; Synbranchiformes; Synbranchidae
Gene: dnajc16l
Product: DnaJ (Hsp40) homolog, subfamily C, member 16 like
Exons: 15
Coding region: 253-2661 (802 amino acids)
Source: RefSeq, a predicted model, not a curated record
CAAUGCUUCAUUGCAGAAAUGACACUGAUGGCAAGUGUCCUUCGUUAGCUAGAAAAAGAUGGCCUUAGAGUAAUAAAAUACUCCUGUGUCGUCUGUACUUAAUCUGAACAUUCAAGAAAUUAGUAACGGACCCGAUCAUGUAAGAUGUUAUGUUGAUAUAUGUGUCCGUUACAGAUUAGCUUUGUAGCAUCACUUUACAGCUGAGCUCGGUAGCUAACUGGUGUUAACGUUGGACCAGGACAGCGGUAAGCGAUGACUGGUAGGAGGACUAACCGCAAUCAUCAGACACUUAUACUCGCCAUUUUUCUGCUACUUUUGAGUGCGCAGUUGGUGAAAACAGCUUCUGAAUACGACCCCUAUAAGAUCUUGGGUGUCAGCAGGAGUGCCAAUCAACCAGAAAUCAAGAGGGCAUAUAAAAACCUUGCCAGGGAAUGGCACCCAGACAAAAACAAGGACCCAAACGCUGAGGACAUGUUCAUCAAGAUUUCUAAGUCAUAUGAGAUUUUGUCUAAUGAGGAGCGAAGGUCCAACUUUGACCGCUAUGGACAGAUGGAUGAAAACCAGCCUUUUGGCCAGUCACAGCACCACGGUUUCCGCAACUUCCAUAACAGCUUCUACUUUGAUGAGUCUUUUUUCCAUUUCCACAGGUCCAGGGACUUUGCAGACAGCAAGUACCUGCUUCACCAUGCACAGUUUAACAGCGAUAUCCUUCCAGACAGCCACAAGAGGCCAUACCUAAUCAAAGUGACUUCUGAGUGGUGCUUUGCAUGCAUCCACAUUGAGCCUGUGUGGAAGGAGACUGUGCAGCAGCUAGAGCCGCUGGGCGUGGGUAUUGGCAUCGUAGAUUUGGGCUAUGAGCGUCGACUGGCCACCCAGCUGGGGGCUCACCGUGCUCCCUCCAUCAUCGGGCUGGUGAACGGCAAGGUGACCUUCUUCCAUCAAGCUGUGGUCCGGGAGCACCUGCAGCAGUUCAUUGAAGACCUGCUGCCCCACAGACUGGUGGAAAAGAUCACAGAUGAUAACUACCUGGCUUUUCUGGAUAGCUGGCAUGUGGAAAAUAAGCCCAGCGUUCUCUUGUUUGACCAAGUUCCUGUUGUUCCCUUGCUCUAUAAGUUAACAGCAUUCGCCUUCAGAGACUAUGUGCGUUUUGGCUACGUGGACCAGGGUGACACGCACAACACUCGACUACUGCGGCAGUUCAACAUAAACACAUAUGCCCCCACCAUGCUGCUGUUUAAGGAGGACACAGAGAGGCCUGUUGAUGUCAUCCAGGCCAGAGGGAUGAAGCGACAGCUCAUGGAUGAGUUUGUCUCCAAUAACAAGUUCCUGCAGGUGCCACGACUUGUCAACCAGCAGCUUUUUGAUGAGCUCUGUCCUGUCAAGCAGUUCCACCGACGGAGGAAGUACUGUGUGCUGCUGAUCACAGGGGAGGAGCAAGCCUUUCUUCCAGGCAAUAAGGCCUUCGUGGACUUCGCUACAGCUAACAAAAAAGAGGUGCUACGGUUUUCAUACGUCUACCAGCGUCAGCAGCAGCCUCUCUGUCUAGCACUGCUCAAUCAGGUUUCACUCACACCUCAGGUGGUGAUUCUUGAGCGGCGGAGCCCAGCUGGUAAGGUCCUCUACCGUUCUGUGAAUGGUGGCUGGAACGGCAGCGAAGAAGACAAGUAUCACCUCCAGGAGCAGCUGGAGCUGCUUCAGAAGGAUCCCACCUAUCUGAGUUUGGAUGCAACACUGCCCGAGCUCAACAACGAGAUGGCCCCUAUUUUUAUUAUUCAGUGGAUGAAUGCUGCCUAUGAUUACAUCCUUCAGCUAUAUGAUGAGCUUCUCUACUCAAACUGGCGGGAGAUGAUGCCCAUCCUGUCCUUGAUCUUCUCGGCUCUCUUCAUUCUUUUUGGCACCGUCAUCAUCCAGGCAUUCAGUGAGCCAGGUGAGAACAAACCCCAGAAGCCAAAGCAGCAACCACGAACUGAGGAUGAUGCAUCAAGUGGAGCGAGUACCUCAAGCAGUCGUCCUCCUAAGAAGGACUUUGUGGAAGUGACGGAGCUGACGGACAUCACGUACACCAGUAACCUGAUCAAGCUGAGGCCUGGCCACAUCAAUGUUGUGUUGGUGCUCACCAAUGCCUCCAAGAAUGCCUUGCUGAGGAAAUUUGCUAAAGAGGUUUUCUCUUUCUCUGGGACUCAGACUCUACACUUCUCUUUCCUCAACGCUGAUAAGCACUACCACUGGAUGCCAUCACUCCUUCGCUCAGCUUCUGACGCUACAGAGAGCAUGGGACAUUCAGAAGAGGAUGAGGAGUCUUCGGAUUACACCGGCCACGUUCUGGCCCUCAACGGCCACAAGAAAUACUUUUGCCUGUUUAGGCCUGUCUUCACAGGGGAUGAUCCCAGCAACUCUGAAACCUCAUUCUCUGACAGGAGUAGAAAGUCCCGGUCCAGGUCCAGAUCCAGCUCCCACUCUCGAUCCCGGUCUAGUUCCAGGGAGGACGGGACCGGCACCAAGAGUGGCUCCAGUAGGGCCACCAGCAUAGAAGUCCACCAUAAGCUUGACAGGCUGGGACUGUGGAUGGAGAGACUAAUGGAGGGUACCCUACCCAGAUUACAUGUGCCUGCAUGGCCUUCCCUUGAUGAAACCGCUAACACCUCUUCCACUGAGAGCUGAGGUCAAAAUAAGAUAGACACAUACUCUUUGUGGUCUUGUCUCCUGUUUUAGUUAACAGGAAACCUACAGAGCAUUGUUGUAGUUUUCAGAUUGCUAAGAUCCCUUUUACAGAGGUAAGUUGCUGCCACAGUUGCAACCUGUUUACAGAAUGGUUUAUUUGUAUGUUGUAUAAGGCAGUUUGAAAUUGGUGGCUUAGACAAACCUUUAAAAUAUACUGAUGUGCAUCUUUGACAUGAGAUGAAUGCAUAUUGAGACAAAGUUUGGGCUGUGUCAUCAGUUAAUGAUUCUGUACAGAGACAGGAGCCAAAACAGGAACAAAUCUAUUGAAAAAAAGCAGCAAAAGAGAUGAUUCUUCUGUUGUGUUGACUUAAAAAUGCUUACAAUGAGUUUGAGGUUCAUACACAUCCGGAUGAUGCAUGUCGUUGGCUAGCUGCAGUUUUUUUUUCCUAUCCUUUAAAUUACUGUUAAUUUAAAUGAUAUUUUUCUUUUGCUGUACUUUGAACCACCUAGAGCCUCUAACAUUUUUACAGUCUACAGCCCCCUGUCAUGAGUUUGACCUUCAGCAUUAUAUCCCGCCGAGGGAGAAUUCUGCUUCAUGUGUUCAGAUCUCCACACAGGCUUUUUUUGGAGGCAGGUUAAAAUGAAUAAAGGCUUGCAAACUGAGCCUGUUGCACUGAACUUAUGUAUAAUUCAUUUUUAUGAACUUUUGGAGCCUUCAGUUGAACUUGAUUAUUGUCCUUCGUUUGCUAUUAUAGGUCUGCCACUACAAAGAGAAUUUCACACAGUGACACAGCCAUUUAUAUUUCAGUGUGUUUUUAACGUAGGAUUGAUGGUUGAACAGUGUUCAUCAUGAUGGUUUUCUGCUCAGACCAAGGCCAAACUCCUGUUUUGUUUAAAUUUGCCAUCUGUUGUCUGAAUCGGGGAGAAAUCAUAAAUCCUACCAUACUGUAAUUGCUCUUUUUAAGUCUGUGCUCAUAAACCACUGUAAAUGUUACCACAUGGAAUAAGUAGACCUAAAAUCACUAAUACAUGUUUAGUGAAUUUGCACUGGCAACUUAAAUGUUUCACCCCCUUUAUCUCGUCCUUUCACUCUGUAAAUGAAUAAUUUGCUACUCAACAAAUAAUAUUUGCAGUACACUAAUACAAAAUGGGUUUUUUUUCUUCAAUGUCCUGUGAACUUCAUUUUUGUUUCUAUGUCCAACUGUGAGAAAUU